GGUCGCCUUUGGAGUGGGCAUCCCGGAUCCCGACGGAGGCGCUUGAGCUAAGGGGUGAUGGAGGAGUACGCACGUGAGCCUUGGUAGGGGUUAGGACGAGGCGGAGACGGAGACCGACAUUUGAAUCCCCGAGGGAGUGGGAAUCUGGCCUCCCAUCGCUCCACCCUCCCCCGCCGCCCACACACUUGGUCUCUCCCAGACUCGGUCCUAGCUCGCUGUAGACUGUUCCAUUACCAGCGGACAGGGGGAAGUAUCGCGGCUGCCCUGCCUUGAUCGCUCCUACUCCCCUCCCCCCACCCCGGCUGCGAUGGACGAUUCUACUGGGGGCCCCUGGAGGAUUGUGGACGACUGCGGUGGGGCCUUCACCAUGGGAGUCAUCGGGGGAGGCGUUUUCCAGGCUAUCAAGGGCUUCCGAAAUGCCCCAGUAGGCAUCCGGCACCGAUUUCGGGGUAGUGUCAGUGCAGUGAGAAUCCGGGCCCCCCAGAUUGGAGGUAGCUUUGCUGUCUGGGGCGGCUUGUUUUCUACCAUUGAUUGUGGGCUUGUCCGACUUCGGGGGAAGGAGGACCCGUGGAAUUCCAUUACAAGCGGGGCUCUCACGGGUGCUGUGCUGGCAGCUCGGAGUGGGCCCCUGGCCAUGGUUGGAUCAGCCAUGAUGGGAGGGAUCCUGUUGGCCCUGAUUGAAGGUGUGGGUAUCCUCCUCACCCGCUACACAGCUCAGCAGUUCCGGAACACACCCCCCUUCGUAGAAGAUCCUGGACAGCUGCCCCCCAAGGAAGGUUCUGCCCCGCCCCCCAGUUACCCAGGCUACGGACAGUACCAGUGAAGCCACCAGGCCAUGGGGGCGGGAGAGGGAGAACACGGGGAGAACAGGGGGACAUUUGGAUCCUUGACUGUUGGGGGAAAUGAACUGGACUCCCAUUUUUUCACUACCUCUCUGAGCCAGUGCUUCAGGGCAGGGGAGCCCUCAGGGCCCCCUCCUGGCUUUGCUCCAGAGAGAGGGGCUGGCUAGGCAGGGGCUCACAUCAUCUCAGGGAGUGUGACAUGCCUCAGGGAAGGGAUUGCUGUUCCUAGAGCUGAGGAUGGAUUGGAGGGCCGAUUGACCAUUCAGUGCUGCCGCAGAGGGGGCCCCUUCUACCCCAAAAAAUUAGUUCAUUGAGACCAAAUCAUUGUUGGCUCCCAGCUCAUGUACACCCCCACCCCCAACUCCACACACCCCUACCCCAACAAAGAAAAAAAAAAUCUGGCUUUUUCUCCUUUCCAAUUUUUCUUUGCCAUAUUUCUCCCUCUUUAUUUAAAGCUGGUUCUGAAACCUA
Trichosurus vulpecula (common brushtail) is the source of this 1313-nucleotide messenger RNA. It is a transcript of the gene TIMM17B, whose product is annotated as translocase of inner mitochondrial membrane 17B. Gene Ontology annotation, cellular component: mitochondrial inner membrane; TIM23 mitochondrial import inner membrane translocase complex. NCBI's taxonomy places the organism in Eukaryota, Metazoa, Chordata, Mammalia, Diprotodontia, Phalangeridae. Bases 308 to 823 code for a protein of 171 amino acids. The record is from RefSeq and is a predicted model, not a curated record. Gene Ontology annotation, biological process: protein import into mitochondrial matrix. The transcript has 6 exons. Gene Ontology annotation, molecular function: transmembrane protein transporter activity.